Messenger RNA from Phodopus roborovskii (desert hamster), 2863 nucleotides. RefSeq names its product RAB6B, member RAS oncogene family (gene Rab6b). Lineage: Eukaryota; Metazoa; Chordata; Mammalia; Rodentia; Cricetidae. The record is from RefSeq and is a predicted model, not a curated record. The coding region runs from base 311 to 937 and encodes 208 amino acids. The transcript is spliced from 8 exons. Gene Ontology annotation, molecular function: GTP binding; GTPase activity.
CGCUCCACCCGUGCCUGGCUGCCCGCGCCGAGCCUCGGGCGUCCACAGCGCGACUGUCGCCCGUGCAGCCAGCGCCGCCCUCGGCUGCGCCGCGCACCCUGCCUCCUCCCUUUCUGCCGUCGCCGCCGUCGGACACGCAGCCGCAGGCCGGGGCCGGGCCGCAGCUGGGGAGUCAGGGGCGCGCGCAGCCAACCCUUCCCCCUCCGGCUCCCGCACCGCCCGCCGCCUCCCCUCGCCCUCCUACUCUCCCCUCCCUGCUCCUUCGCCGCUUCCUCCUCCUCCUCCUCUCCGGGCCCCAGCUGCCAGCACCAUGUCCGCAGGGGGAGAUUUUGGGAACCCGCUGCGAAAAUUCAAGUUGGUGUUCCUGGGGGAGCAGAGCGUCGGGAAGACGUCUCUGAUCACGAGGUUCAUGUAUGACAGCUUCGACAACACAUACCAGGCAACCAUCGGGAUUGACUUCUUGUCAAAAACCAUGUACUUGGAAGACCGUACGGUUAGACUGCAGCUCUGGGAUACAGCCGGGCAAGAGAGGUUCCGCAGCCUGAUCCCCAGCUACAUCCGGGACUCCACAGUGGCUGUUGUGGUGUAUGACAUCACUAAUCUCAACUCCUUCCAGCAGACUUCUAAGUGGAUCGAUGAUGUCCGGACAGAGAGGGGCAGUGACGUGAUCAUCAUGCUUGUGGGCAACAAGACGGAUCUGGCUGACAAGAGGCAGAUAACCAUCGAGGAAGGGGAGCAGCGGGCCAAAGAACUGAGCGUUAUGUUUAUCGAGACCAGCGCGAAGACCGGCUACAACGUGAAGCAGCUCUUCCGACGUGUGGCAUCGGCUCUGCCCGGCAUGGAGAAUGUCCAAGAGAAGAGCAAAGAAGGGAUGAUUGACAUCAAGCUGGACAAGCCCCAGGAGCCCCCAGCCAGCGAGGGUGGCUGCUCCUGCUAAUGCAGAGCCCACUCGGCUUCCUCAACACUACUCACUUGUAUUGCCUCCUAUUGGUUAGCUUCCUAAUGGGGUGGGAAAUGAGUUUAUGAAUGGGAGGAUCUUUCUUUUCUCUCUCUCUCUCUCUAGGAGUAGGGUGGGACAUGGGGAGGGAGGCUGGGCAUCAGGGACCACGUCACUCUUAACAGCUGUUACCUAAACAACUAUUUUUUGGUUUGGUUGUAAUAUAUUGUACUUUAUUAAGAUUGCCAAAAACUGUUAAAAUUAAAAAAAAAAUUUAAAUCAUGUGUAUACAAACUUUUUGCCAGAUAAAAAAAGUAGUCAUUUUUAUUUGAAAGAUGUGCUUUUUUUUGUUUUUGUUUUUGUAUAUUUGUAAACUUAAUAGAGAACCUCUCCACACACCUCUUCCUUCCUGUUCUCUUGGAACUGUGUGUCAUCUCUACCUUCCUCCCACCCCCAGCCCUGUAAAUUAAAGCAAUUAACUGAACGAUACUAAUUAGGUUCCAGUCCUGGGUCACAUGACUCAGACCAUCCUAGCCCUCUACCCAGGCUCCCCUCAGUCAAAUCAGACUCUAGUUUAACAAAACAGCCUUAGAGGGGGCAUUGUUCAGUCCUUCCUCAACAGAGUGGGACGCAUUAGCUGGCCCCUGAGUGGAAAUGAAGGCCCGUGGACUGUAGCAUCAGCAGCAAUUCUGCCUGUCUCCUCCCCUGAAAAAACAUGGCGACAGAGAGCACAGGCAACCAACCAUGUGUUCUCUGUGCUGACCCAGUGACGAGCAGAGCGAGAAGUUCCUGGAAGGAUGGGGUGCUCCUGGCAGUUGAGGGCUGAGGCAGUGUGGGGUUCUCAAAUGUUGUAACCUACUGGCCCAACAGUUGGCACAUGUAGUUAGGCUGACUAGCCAACUCAAUGUGUGAGGCUGGGUGGCUCAGAGAUGCUUCUGAAGCCUGGGGCACACGCCAUCCAUCCACCCGUGAUUGGGGAGGUGAAGGAUGUCUGCCCAGACUCUCAACAGUAUGUGUCCUCAGACCCUCUGUUGUGGAAACAUUGGUUCCUUGAUGUGUUUCCACCCCUGGCAUGGUACAUUUGAAAUCUUUGUAAGAGUAACUUUGGGAGUGUUGUGGCUGCACCACAGGCAUCUUGGGGUUACUGUGGGGUUUCCAGAAGGUUGCCCAGGGCACUGUACAACCUGCCCGCAGCAAACCGUCUUUGCUAUUUCCACGCGUUCCUGAGACUGCUUUAGUCUUAAAGACCUUCAAAGGCUCUAACAGAGUGCUCUCCUCGAGGUAAAGUAAUUCACAUUCUAAAUGCUCCUAGACUCACUGCCCCAGGCCUGCCCAAAGACAGACAGGGGCAGUGACUAAUCAAACAUCCCAGCCCCAUAGCACUGGCUCUUCUCCAGACCGAUGAUGGGCAGGGUAAAUGCAGCCACAGGGCAGGACUCCAGCAAGGGGGUUGGAAUGAAUUAUGGAACUUCUCAGAAAUGAGUUCAAAAUGGCAGCCUACAUGGCGAGGGGGAGGGGGGGCUGAUUUUGUGAGUGGGCGUGCCGUGCUUCUCCAUGCUAGGGGAGCGUCAGAGCCAGUUCUGGUGAAGAAGAGAGGAAGCAGGAACCUCCUGGGUAGCCCUUCCAGAAGGCAAGGACCAAUGUACAAGUGUAAUGGAAACGUCACGUGUUUAGCUUUUUUAUGUGUGUACAUAAUUAUACAUAGAGAUAGACUUGUGUAUACCCCUCCCUGCCCCACACAUCCUCUCAUAUACAUGUGCUCAAUGUAUAUUCCUGUCGCCCCCGCUCUCAAGUUGGAACUUGCAUUGUGAUUCCUUUUGGAAGUUCAAAAGUAUGCAGUGUAUUGAAAUAAGAAAUACUCAAUAUUGUCAAAUAACUUGUCGUCUUGCCUUCAAUAAAAUAGUGCAUAGAUGUGUUAAAAUACAA